GAACAGCUGAUCAUUGUAUAGCAAUCCCCUCCCUGGCGUUUUUGCCUUUUUUGUGUCCGAAACGAUACUGCCUUCAUCUGCUAACAUGACUGUAGUAUUCCGAUCUCUUCUAAUAACAGUUUACCUCAUCUCAAUGCAUACUGAUUUCUCCAGUUAGCGACGACAGAGUAAAAUUCAGUUUAUUCCACAUUCCUGUCUUACUUCCUGCCGAGCUCUCGCCUCUCGAGUAAAGUUGCGCCUUAGUGUACGCAGGGAAAUGUCGAUAUUAUAGCUUAACGUCUUCGAGACGGUGUCGGGGAAUCGUUGUUAACGCGGCGGUUAAUAAACCUGUUGUUCUCGAUUCGCUUUCCAGUGAUUAUCUCGUAAUUUCCCGCACGCUUCCACCAAGAUCCUCCCACAACGCGUUCCUCCUCGCGCUCCAGCGUCGAGUCGAUUCUGUCGCGCUCUGAAACUCAGCCCUGACAACUUUUAACAGCUUGUUGCUUUUGAGGCUUUAAGGCUGCCAGCACUUCACACAGAUCUAAAUUGCUAAUGGAGAAACUGGUGAGCCAUUACUUGUCCAGAAUCUCCUGAGCUCUAUCAUGUCAGUCUGGCUUUUUUUUGCUUUGUUUUUUUCUCUGGCUGGCCAAACAGAACAGAAUGGACACCCAAUUCCUAUAGGAGAGGUGGAAGUGUUUUUUGAUGAACCCUAUUGUGUACUUCCUGAAUGUGGUGCAUGGGUGUUGAACAUUAAAUGGAGAGAUAAGUUUGCUGAAAAUAAUGAAACGUUGAAAGUUAAAUACGACAUAGAGGUCCUUCGUACUGAACAGAUGAAGACUGUUCACUUUGAAACUAUAAAUGUGAUGGCAGACAAAACAUCCUAUUUUCAUUGGAAAUGGACUUCACCUAUACCUCUGCAGUGCACUUCCCAUUUAGUCAGACUUAGACGCUAUAUAGGGCACCGCACUGGUGAAUGGAUGCCAUUAUACUCACACAAAGGAAAAGAUCUAAACGCCGCAAAAACAACUCUCUAUCCUGGCGAACAAGUUUUCAAGGUUGGGAGUAACAUCACGUUCUGUUGCAUUGUGGGAACAGAUGAGGUUCCACUGAAGAACGAUGAAAGAUUUGAAUUUCUAAUUCGCAUCAGCAACAGGACAUACAUCACAAAACCAGUUCCAUUUGAAAGACCAGAAAAAGCCAACAUACUUUGUGAGGUUGAGAAAAGCUAUUCUGGCAUUACAGUAUUUAUUGGCUAUCCCCCAGAUGACCAGAAUCUUACAUGUAUAACAAGAGAUCUCAAAUCCGUGGAGUGUCACUGGGAAAGGGGUCGAGAAACCCAUCUGACUGGUAUAAAACAGACACGUUAUGCUCUUAAUGGAAGAGUUUGUUCAUUUGGAAAAUGUGUCAUACAUGCGGUGAAAAACCAGGAGACAAACUGGACCCUGGUUGCUGAAAAUCCUGUAGGUGUGAAGACUCUCUCCGAUACAGCUGACCCUACGCAGAGAGUAUGGUUGAGAGCGCCCAUGAGCAACAUAUCCCAUGUUGCUAAUGCAAGAAAUGUCUCUCUUCGGUGGAGCUGGAACGAGGAAAACUACGCUACGUUUUGGAUGAUUUGUCAAGUGAAGCUCAGUGGAAGGAUUUACAAUACGACCUUCAGUGGAGAGGGACUUUCGUCAGCUGUCCUUAUAAACCUGCAGCCCUCUGUUAAAUACACAGCUCAAGUAAGAUGUGGCUCUCAUGAGCACUUCUACAAAUGGGGCGACUGGAGUGAAAUGACUAAGUUCUCCACUGAAGAGGACAUUCCAGAAGCAGUAGAUGUUUGGAUUCAUUAUUCAGAACAAAACGCGUCUGUUUUGUGGAAGCCUCUAAAUGAACAUCAAAGCCAUGGGAAAAUUACAGAGUAUGAAAUUACCAUUGGAGACCCCAAACGUGAGAGCAUAAAAAUUGACAAAGAACAGCUGUGCUACAAUAUCACCUCCGGAAAUGAAAGAAGUGAUCGAAUCAUCAAAGUCUCUGCAAAAAACUCUGCUGGUCUUUCUCCUCCUUCUACCAUCAUUGUGCCAAGUUAUCCUGACAGUGAAGUCGAUAUAAGCUAUAUCAGUGGCGGUAAUGGUGGCUUUGAAAUGUCUUGGGAAGAAUCCUCGUAUUCUACUUGUGGCUACGUUGUUGAGUGGUUUCCAACAUACAAAAAGAGGCAAUGUGCUGUAGAAUGGGAGAAGAUCGCAGAAUGUAACAGUGGUGUCUGCAACGCAUGGAAUCGAUCCGGUAUUUUUAAGCCAGGAGUGAGAUACACCAUCUCCCUCUAUGCCUGCACAAAAGCUUCUCCAAAGCUUCUCAAGAGGAGUGAAGGUUAUGCAACAGAGACAAAACCAGGGAAAGUUAAGAAUUUAAAAGAUGUACAUAAAGGAAGAAAUAUUGAGCUCUCCUGGGCUGAAGUUCCCUUAGAACAGCAAAACGGCACCAUACGAGGCUACAAGGUCAUAAUAAUAUUGCCUUCUGGUUCUCAAAAGAUUAUUAACACAACAGUGAACAAGGUUGAAUUAGGUGAAUUAGAUCCAGGCUCCUAUACCUUCUACGUUAGUGCCUUUACAUCUGUAGGGAAUGGUGACUACGUUGCACACGGAACAAACCUACAAAACCCCUCUGACCGGAUGAUUGCAGCCACUAUUGUGGGUUGCAGUGCAGCAACUCUUGUCUUCAUUGUCAUCACAUUCCUUUGCUACAGAAAACGGAAAUGGUUAAAGAAGCUGUUGUAUCCAGAUAUUCCUGAACCAAAACUUGCAGGGAAAUGGAUCAAAAAGGGUAUUUAUUGCACCCAGAUGACUGAGGGGUACAUAAAGUGUGAGGUCCAAGAAGUCCACAGUUUAGAGCAUCCUGCAAUCUCAGAAAGUCUACAUGGCCUUGACCUCAUCAGCUCUAACUCCAAAGUGGUUCCUGCACAACAUUUCUACCAGAACAUGUCUGAAUCUCGUGCUGAUCUCUCGUACUGUCCUGUGGGUAAACUUACCUCAAUUAUUGAAAACCCUUCUUAUAAUAUGACCAUACCAGAACCAGUUGGUGUUGCUCAGAUAUCUGAUCUUACACUGGAAAUGCAGGAUGAUUACCUCCCAGCCCCUAACUUUGUUCAAAAUAAUUUUGUUGUCAAAGGCUCAGAUGGCUAUAAACCCCAGUCAACUUCUUCUACAGAUGCAUUUUUCGAUGUAAAUGCCAGUGAAUUCAUGCUACCUAAAAAAGUAUAAGCCCCAGGCAACUUCUUCUAGAGAUGCAUUUUCCGAUGUAAAUGCCAGUGAAUUCAUGCUAUUUAAAAAAGUACUGUACUGUUUUCUCUUCACUGUCUCUUGUAAAAUAAGUAAUGAAAUGCAUGUUUGUAAAUACUGUGAGGAAAAAUAAAAGCUGUGACCACC
Messenger RNA from Puntigrus tetrazona (Sumatra barb), 3383 nucleotides. It is a transcript of the gene lifrb, whose product is annotated as LIF receptor subunit alpha b. Gene Ontology annotation, molecular function: protein binding. The coding region runs from base 582 to 3218 and encodes 878 amino acids. The transcript is spliced from 18 exons. Lineage: Eukaryota; Metazoa; Chordata; Actinopteri; Cypriniformes; Cyprinidae. The record is from RefSeq and is a predicted model, not a curated record.